This is a messenger RNA of Mucor velutinosus, 684 nucleotides long. RefSeq lists its product as uncharacterized. The record is from RefSeq and is a predicted model, not a curated record. The transcript has a single exon. The coding region runs from base 1 to 684 and encodes 227 amino acids. Lineage: Eukaryota; Fungi; Mucoromycota; Mucoromycetes; Mucorales; Mucoraceae.
AUGUGCAAAUACUUGAUAAUUACUGCAGCUCUUCUCAAAGCUGAGGUAUAUUGGGUUUGCUCUGCCAUUUCCUGUUUAUACCAUUCUACCACUAGUAGCACAAUUUCAACACAAAUCAAAGCACCACCCGACAGCAGCAUUGUAACUGGUCAAAUCAUCAUAACAGCGGUUGAUAACCAGCCAGAUAGCGAAGAAGAUGCAACUCAACUGAGCGAGCUGGAACAACAUACAGCACACCGACGACUAAGUCUACCGUUGCUGACUGUGGAUGAUGGCGAUGGCUGUUAUGAUGGCAUUCGUUAUAGACCUUCUGCUGCCGACGAGAUGACGGGGACAACAUGUCCUCCUGUUUGGUGGCAGAAGGCCAAGAUUAAAUUAUCUCACUCAGGAAGCAAUGGUCUUCAGAAAACUACCACACACUCUUCUUUGAAUACUACAGCGCCCAACUCAGAAGAACAACGUGUUGAUGAAGCUUGCCAACCCGUGUUUGAUUAUUUGCAAUCUAUUCACAGUAGACAUAGUUCAGCUUCAUCAGCCAUCUCUCAACAUAGCCUCAACAGCUCAUAUGAAAAGAAACACCAUCAUCGAGCCAGGAAGAUGGUGACCAAAAUCAAGACGCACAUCAUCAAGAUAUCUCGCCACCGUAGAGGUACAUCUUUGUCUUUAGAUGAGCUUAAGCUGUAG